Drosophila takahashii is the source of this 613-nucleotide messenger RNA. RefSeq lists its product as uncharacterized. Gene Ontology annotation, biological process: protein import into mitochondrial matrix; protein stabilization; protein folding. The record is from RefSeq and is a predicted model, not a curated record. Gene Ontology annotation, cellular component: mitochondrion. Gene Ontology annotation, molecular function: protein-folding chaperone binding; zinc ion binding. NCBI's taxonomy places the organism in Eukaryota, Metazoa, Arthropoda, Insecta, Diptera, Drosophilidae.
UGCCAUCCCUAAGCGCAACUGUAUUUCACACUUCUGGUCGGAAUUAAAUAAUAUCAAUAAAAUCACGAAAAUGUGCGCCCUACGGCAAGUGUACAAAACCAGCGUAGGCGUGGCACGACGUACCCUAUUCGCGAGUGGCCGAAUUACACAAAUAGAUGCUUUGAAUCAUCCGCACUUUCCGUUGCAAUUGCAAUAUUUUGCAACCAAAACACAAACAGCUGUUUUGAAGAACAACAACAACUACACGUGCACUUGCCGCAGUUUGCACUGCAGCAAACCGGUGGAAGAUGCGGAGAAGACGGUGGCCUCCAGCAGCGUUCCCCUGGCGAAACUAGAGUCCAAGAUGCAGCUGAUCUACACCUGCAAAGUGUGCCAGACGCGGAACAUGAAGACCAUUUCGAAGGUGGCCUACCAGCGCGGCGUCGUCAUCGUGACCUGCGAGGGCUGCUCCAAUCACCACCUGAUCGCCGACAAUCUCAACUGGUUCACCGAUCUGGAGGGCAAGCGCAACAUCGAGGAGAUCCUGGCGGAGAAGGGCGAGAAGGUGGUUCGCCUGAGCGACGGCAACUGCGAGUUUCUGCCCAAAAGCGAUUAAAUUGUAAUUAACUAAAAA